Molecule: messenger RNA, 2557 nt
Organism: Aspergillus steynii IBT 23096
Lineage: Eukaryota; Fungi; Ascomycota; Eurotiomycetes; Eurotiales; Aspergillaceae
Product: ribosome biogenesis GTPase LSG1
Exons: 1
Coding region: 161-2182 (673 amino acids)
Biological process (GO): ribosomal subunit export from nucleus
Cellular component (GO): cytosol
Molecular function (GO): GTPase activity; GTP binding
Source: RefSeq, a predicted model, not a curated record
UUUUCUUCCUCCCUCCAUAACUCAUCCAUUCCAUAUAUCUCCCCCUUUGUCCCCAUUUCACCUUCUGAUUGGUUAUCGUCGUGUUUGGAAGGACUUCGUCUACGCAGUAGACGCAAAUUAUCAGCUUGAUUGACCACACUCUCGCACCCCCUCCGCCACCAUGGUUCUCGCCAAAUCCAAAAACUCCGUGGGGCUGGGUAACAGCCUCAUGAAGGAUCGAUUCGGCAAAGGAAAGCAGUCCAACAUGAAGAAAGCUUCGCAUAACGCCUCGAUCGCCCGUAAGGAUCAGAAUGGAGAAACCUACGUCACCAAUGCGCCCCAGGAAGCCGCCUGGGUGAAGAUGCGCAGUAUUACGGAACAGGGCGCGUUGGACGAGUUUUUGAGUACGGCCGAGCUGGCUGGCACCGAUUUCACCGCGGAGAAGAUGAGCAACGUCAAGAUCAUUCACGGCGACCAGAAGAACCCCUACCUGCUUUCCGCGUCCGAGGAGCGAAGCGCCGUCAAGAAGCAUCAGAAGAACAAGAACCGUCUGACCGUUCCGAGACGGCCGAAGUGGGAUAAAACGACGACGCGCGACCAACUCGAGAGCAUGGAGAGAGAAAGCUUGUUGAACUGGCGUCGGGGCUUGGCGGAACUGCAGGACAACCAGGAUCUUUUGAUGACCCCGUUCGAGCGUAACCUGGAAGUUUGGCGUCAACUGUGGCGAGUUAUUGAACGGUCGGACCUCGUCGUGCAGAUUGUCGAUGCGCGAAACCCGUUGCUGUUCCGCUCGGAGGAUCUGGAAAACUAUGUCAAGGAGAUUGACCCCAAGAAGAGGAACCUGUUGUUGGUCAACAAGGCUGAUAUGUUGACGGAAAAGCAACGAGAGUCCUGGGCUGACUACUUCGACGAGCACAACAUCAGCUUCCGGUUCUUCUCGGCCCAUCUGGCCAAGGAGCUAAACGAGGCUCGACUCUUGCAGGGAGAUGGUUCGGACAGUGAGAGCGAGGCGGAGGAUCUUGCGGAGGCCGCCAAAUCCAUGAAGAUACAGGAAGAGCAGUCCGAGAAAACGCCGGCUGAGGGCGCCCAAGAGGAGCAUGAUGGAGGACUGGAACUACCUGGCUCUAGCCAAUCGCGGAGAACAGAAAUCUUGAACGUGGACGAGCUGGAAGAGCUCUUCCUGUCCAACACGCCCGACACUCUUCCCGACAGUGACAACCCGGAAGCGCAGCCCAAGCAGAAGACCACCAUCGGUCUGGUGGGUUACCCCAACGUUGGUAAAUCUAGCACCAUCAACGCCCUGCUUGGAGCCAAGAAGGUGUCGGUUUCCGCCACCCCCGGUAAGACCAAGCACUUCCAGACUCUGUACCUCUCUCCGGAGAUCAUGCUCUGCGAUUGCCCUGGUCUGGUGUUCCCCAACUUCGCAACGACCAAGGCAGAGCUGGUGGUCAACGGUGUGCUUCCCAUUGACCAGCAGCGUGAGUUUACUGGGCCCUCGGGACUCGUCGCCCAUCGAAUUCCCAAGGACUUCGUUGAGAACGUCUACGGCAUCAAGAUCCACACCCGACCCGUCGAGGAAGGCGGCACCGGCAUUCCCACCGCGCACGAGCUGCUUCGCGCCUACGCGCGAGCCCGUGGUUUCGCCACGACGGGUCAAGGCCAGCCCGACGAAUCGCGUGCUGCUCGAUACGUACUGAAAGACUACGUUAACGGCAAACUGCUUUUCUGUCACCCGCCGCCGACCCCUGAGGGUCAAGACUCCAUCGACACGCGCCAGUUCAACGAGGAUCUCUACGACGCGGCUCAUCUGCCUGCCCGACGACAGGCGAUGCUCGCCAAAACCGGCCAUAUUGAGCCAACCAGCGACGACGACGACGAGGAGGAAAUCCUGGCUGGGUCGUCGUCCGCCGCGCCCGCGCCCGUUCCUCAAGGCUUCCGAUCCCGCGACCUCGACACGGGCUUCUUUGGGCCCGGCUCCAAGACGUCCGGCGGCCGUCUUACGCUCCCAUUCAACCACCAGUACACCGAUCAGGGCCAGGAAAUGCGCAAACACCUCACAGGACGCAAGGAGCGACUGAUGGUUGCCCUGGAGCGUGGAGUGGACGUCUCGGAAGUGCGAUCCGGCAACUCGAAGAAACAUUUCAAGGGCAACAAGAAACGAGCCAAGAGCAAGCGCAACAACCCCGCUGACGAAGAUUAUUAAAUCCGACUCUUUACUCGCGGGCGAGUUGUUAUCGCAUGGUCUUUUUUCUAGUUUCCUUGAUUUAUUUGAUCUUAUAAACGUGGCGGUUACCGAGGGUUAUUUCCUUUUCUUCUUUUUUAUGACAUGGCAACGCAAUGAGGAGGGGCAUGCUAUCAAAAGUAUAUUGUUCAUGGUUACGGCCAUUCUGAUUUCAUUGUUUUUUAAUGCGUGGUUUCUAGAGAGGGAAAUACCGGGGCCUUGUUUGGUCCAUCCCUUCUUAUGACUUAGAUAUCUAGCUUCCCCAUCCGACCGGAGUUAUGUUUAAUGCUCACAUAUGAAGAUGAAUCAAUGAUGGUGCUCUACGUGUUUGUGUUUUUUCCCCUCUGCCACAUUGAG